Molecule: messenger RNA, 2699 nt
Organism: Chelmon rostratus (copperband butterflyfish)
Lineage: Eukaryota; Metazoa; Chordata; Actinopteri; Chaetodontiformes; Chaetodontidae
Gene: fam185a
Product: family with sequence similarity 185 member A
Exons: 8
Coding region: 91-1254 (387 amino acids)
Source: RefSeq, a predicted model, not a curated record
UCCAUGCUGACUCAAUGGCAGCUCGUUGUGUUCAGUAGUUUGUGCUGUUGAUUUGCUGUAACCGAGCUGGUUUACCGGAAAGUGGUGGAGAUGUUUUGGGGCGCAGCGGGUCAGCGGGGAUGUGUCGGACUUCUCCGCUGCUGGUCCCUCACAGUCCGCUCCAGGUCAUUAACAACCCCUCAGUGUCCUCUCCAUACUUCGCGGUCGUUCUCCAUCUCUGCCCCCUCCAAGUGUCCGACACAUGAGGAGGUUAACCAGCCUCUGAAGCAGUGGGCUCUGGAGGUGAGUCCCUACAGCACGGUGCGGGCACAGCUGGCCUGCAGCAUCUCCGUCCGCCCGCUGGACGUGCACGCCUUCCCGGAGGGUGACAGAGCCUUCAUCACAGUCCACGGAACAGACGCCGAGCAGGAGGUCGGUCUGGAUCACUUGCACGUCCACUACGACGACCAGAGCAAAGAGCUGCUCAUCUCAGCAGGGAAGGUUCAUAGCAGCGUGUCGAUCGAUCUGGCUGCACCUAUAAAAAGUAAUCUCUUCAUCAGCACUCACGGAAGAGGCAGUGUGCAAGUGAAGAAAAUGGAGUGUGACAUCUGCAAGGUGCAGACAGAGAAGGGCAACUGUUUGCUACACUCUGUCAAGGGUCACCAGAUUGAGGUCAAGUCCCAUGGAGGGCUUGUGACAGGUGCGGGAACCAUCCAUGGGAAUGUGGAUAUCAGCACAUGUGGAGACAGUGCAGUGGAUAUCAAGAAGCUCCAGGGCACCAACAUGAAUGUUUCAACAGAACAUGGCUCCCUGAAGGUCAAAGCCAUCUAUGCUGAGUCCAGCUGUGUCUCCUCUUGUUCUGGCAAAGUAGAACUGGGGCAUGUACACGGUAACGCCACUGUGAAGAACGUGUCUGGAGAUACGGUUAUUGAUGGUUCAAAUAGUUUCCUGAAGAUUUCCUCUCACAGUGGAGGCAUUGAUGUCUAUGUGGGAGAUGGUGGCAGCGCUGAACUCCACAGUGAGGAGGGAGCUGUGUGUGUGCGUGUCCCCUCCUCGUUGAAAGCUGGGGUGGAGCUUUGUGGAGCGUCGGUGGAUGUCAGCCCAGAUGUUGUUCUGCAUGGAGUAGAAAAUAACACAACUGAAGGCCAAACCACAGUUACUGGCUAUGUAAAUGGAGAGCCUCCAGUGGACCAGUGGGUUAAAGCUCAGGCAGACAGAGGCUCUGUCAGACUGAAGACACAAAGCUGGUUUGAGUCCCUGAAGCUGGGGAGCUGAGUUAUGAGUGACAGAAUUUCAGUUGACAGUGCUGAAUUACUGCUCUGUGGCUUUACACUUCCAGAGAGAGACAGAUUUUUACUGUCACUCCUCAACACUGGAUGUACCUUUACCUCACUGAAGUCUUUAAGGGUAUACUGCACUGUCAAUAAGGACAUCAUGUAUCAUCUAUAGUAUUUAAAAAUAUUCAAUGUGUUAAAAAUCACAGCCUGGAAAUUAUGCAAUGUAAGUGCACACACAGUGUUGGUUUGUUUUUGUGUUAAUUAGAAACUGUGUGCUUCUAUUUUUUGUAUGUUCACUCUAUGUUAUUGUAUGUCUCCUGUAUGGUAUGUAAAUAGUUUAACAAUGACUUAUCUCAAACUGUGACAACAGCAUCGAAAGUGUUUUUUACGCCGAGAAGCAAGUUCAGUCAGACACUUUCACCUCUGCCUUUUGUGCUGUCAAAUUCAAUUACACUUAUAGAUGACAAAAUAUGACUGGCAUUGACCUAGCUCUAAUCAAUCAAUCUAAUCCUCUUUGAAAAGAGUAUUUUCCCACAUGAGCAGCAAAGCUAGAAGAAGGGAACUUGUUUCCACCAGUGAGUUUCAGUCUCAGUGGAGCAGAAAGAGUCUGUGUCUCCCUGGAUAUGCAUAUAGUGUUAAUCCAUACGUUUCAAGUACCUCAGAAAAAAAUAGAAUCAAGUGAAACGCAAUUAUAAAGUGUUACGUGAACAAAUGAUAACCCAAGAUUGUAAUAGAAUUUUAAUUUAAAGAACAGAAAUAUACAAAACUCUGAGUAUGCAGACACUCCACAGACAAACCAGUGUUAAUCACAAAAUGUAGAAAUUGAAAAAAAAUUACAAUAAUUUUUAACAAGCUAUGAAAUAUCUGAAUGUUCUGUUCUGAAAUGGUGAUCAACAACAUCAAAUUUAAAGUGUUUUUUACUUUCAUGUGCAUAAAAGUAUAAAGUUUCUUAAAUAAAUAGAUUAAUUUUGGUGAUGUUAAGUGCUAAAGACACCCAGCCAACUUCUGCAUGCAUACAGUGGUUUGUGUUAUUGCUGUCGCCCUUGGUAAAUAAUUAAUGGUAGUUUCGGAGUUUAUGAACCAGCUCAGCCAUAGAGUAUAUCUGUGUUUGCAGUUUCGCUGUACCAUCCAAGGAAAAUAUCUCAAGACCAAAACUGGAACACUUGACUUUUUGAAGAGGCUGUUUCAGAUCUUAAAUUGAGAAGUUGCAGACCUUUGACUGCACAGAAUAUGUGGAGCAAUAACACAAUUGUGUCAUCUUUGUACAAAUAAAAUAUAGUGACAUAAAUUAUAAAACUAUAAAUGUUAACAGAUCCAAAACCGACCCCAGAGGUAAACUGUUUUCCUCUAAAAAUUCAGAGUGGACAUCAGAAAUGUUUAUUCACUGGCCAUCCAACAAAGUUAUUAACCCACUAGAGUCUAGCAGCGUCUAGGUGAUGGCAC